UUUUUUUUUUUUUUGUAAUUCAAGAAUAAAUGUUGCACAGGACACUGCAACGACUGUAAUAAAAUAUAUCGGUCACUUUGGAGUUGAUGAGUUGCAAGCUGGGCACUUGCACAGGAAUAGUGCUGAAAUCUAUGAAGCGCAACUGUACAUUUUAAGUAACCAGCUGGACUUUGGGAUUGUAAUGUGAAAUCUAUUGACAUUGAAUUAGCUUGUUAAUUGUGGUCUGAGUAAGGUCAAGAAGAAAAACUUGGGACUAAAAUGAGCACUUAAAGAAUGAAGAAUCACAUUUUAUUACAAUAAGAUUUUAAGUGACUUCAGCUUGUGGAAGGAAAAAAAUCUCUUCAAGAAAUCUUCAAGAUGGCAUAUCUUCACACACUCUCCUUGGUGCUGAUUGUGGCAUUAGGGCUGCCAGAAGCAGUGGUAUCCUGUCCUCAUCCUUGUGCCUGUUACCUGCCCACUGAAGUGCACUGCACUUUCAGAUCUUUGAUACAAGUGCCUGCCAGAAUUCCCAAACAUGUAGAAAGAAUCAAUUUAGGGUUUAACACUAUAAAUUCAAUAACUGAAAGCUCCCUUGCUGGACUCAGAAAAUUGGAACUGCUCAUGAUUCAUGGAAAUGACAUACACAAUAUACCUAAUGCAGUCUUUAAAGAUUUGAUAUCAUUACAGGUGCUCAAGAUGAGUUAUAACAAAGUAAAAGUUAUAACUGGACAAACCUUUCAGGGACUAUCAAGUUUGAUGAGACUGCAUGUGGACAACAACAAGAUUGAAUUUAUUCACCCUGAUGCAUUUAGCGGGAUGACCUCCUUGCGGCUGGUCCACCUUGAAGGGAACCUCCUCCAGCAGCUUCACCCCAAUACCUUUGCAACUUUUUCAUUCCUGCAGUAUUUUAAAAUGUCGACAGUAAGGCACCUCUAUUUGUCUGAUAAUGCCAUUAGGACACUACCCAGUGAGAUGUUCAGAACUCUGCCCCUUCUGGAGAAUGUCUAUCUUCAUGGAAAUCCAUGGACAUGUGACUGCAGAUUGAACUGGCUUCUGAACUGGAAUAAAAACACAGGAGGUGUUUUAAAGUGCAAAAAGGAUAAAGCCUAUGAAGGGGGGCAAAUGUGCCCAAUGUGCUCCAAACCCAAGCAGCUAACAAAGAAGGAGAUCAUGCAACUAGAUGAUGUUUCUUGCACUAGACCAACUAUUCAGUCACCACUAAAGCACAGCACCAGCUCACCAGGGGAAGACAAUGAAAGUGAACUAAUGUCUAUGGAAGAAUAUCAGGAGCCAUUUGGAAAUGUUACACUGAAUAUGACAGAUGAGCAUGGGAACAAAAUAGACUUGAACUGCCGAAUCAACUCCCCAAGCGAUUCUACCAAAAUUAAAUGGGACCACAUUAAUCCACAGCAGAUCGCUAUUAAUAUGACUCUUUCACUUGAUGUGGAAUGCUCGAUAGAUCGUGAAAGGUAUGAAAAAUUAUGGAAGCUUAUCGCGUACUACAGCGAAGUACCUGUUCACUUAGAGAAAGAAAUUAUGCUGAGCAAAGAACCACAUUUAAGCUUCAGAUAUAAGCAAGAUAUUGAAAAGGAUGCAUACUAUUUUACAGGUGUGAAAGCAAAUAUCUUAGCCCAGCCUUCCUGGCUGAUGCAAUCGUCUGUCGACAUACAGUUAAACAGAAAGCAGUCAACCACAAAGAAUAUAAAGCUAGCUUUUAUUACUCGCUUUUCACAAACUCUAGAUACAGAAAUUACAAGGCGACAGAGAAGCAAAUGGGUCAUGAUAGAAUCGAAAGAAGAGACAAAAACAGUUGUGAGUGUAGUUGCCGGGACUUUGUGUCAGCUGAACUGUAAUGUCCUGAGCUCAGGGGAUCCUUCAGUACAGUGGAUGUUACCAGAUGGCACUAAAGUGCAGGUUCCACACAAUAGCGGAGAUAACAGAAUUUCUAUUUCUACCAGUGGUAAACUGAUCAUUAAAGCAGUGGACCAUUCAGACUCUGGUGUGUAUUACUGCAUUGCACAAGUCAAGGGCGAUCUAGAUAUAAUGGCUUUUCGGGUGUCAGUGCUGGGGGCAACAGUUCAGUCUUUUGCAGGAGAAGGGAGUUCCCUAACUAAAUAUACUGGUGAGCCUAUUGCUCUGCCAUGCAACGCUUCUGCUAUACCCGAUGCACAACUUGAUUGGAUUCUUCCAAACAAUAAUAUUGUAAAUGUUUAUUCAAACACGACUAGAGGUUAUGUGUUUCAAAAUGGCACACUAUUCAUACAGCAGAGCCAGAUCAGUGACAGUGGAUAUUACAGGUGCGUAGCUGUAAAUCAGCAUGGGGUAGAUACAUUUGCAACCAAGAUAACUGUUAUAAGGAAGAGAGCAACACACCCGUCCAAAAGGAUUUCCAUGAAACCACAGUCUGUUUCAGGGGUCUCCACAAAAAUUAGAGUAAGAGUGAAUGUGGAUGAAGAGGCGUCUGGAGAUUCGAACUUUCAGCAACCCCAAGAUGAAAGGUUAUCCAGCAACAGUGACACAAGGAGUGAAAGUGGAGGUAAUCAAAAUAAAACACCUGGGUAUCGACAUAGAAAUUCUGGAAGAAGAUUGAGGAUAAAGAGCAGAUUAAAACCAAAAGGAAGCGCUGUGCCAGAAGGUCAACGGACAUUUGACGCAAGGAGAAGAGUUAACGUGUCAAAUAAUAAAAUUGAUCCACAACGGUGGGCGGACAUUUUGGCGAAGAUACGUGAAAGGACUGCUGCAAAAACAACAACAUCACCAUCAUCAGAUGAUGGUGUAGUUUCUAGAACAUCAUCAACCAAAAAUGUUAAGAAAAUUAAGUCCUCAGCAUCUAAACAUUUGAAUACAAAGGAACAUGAGUCCUCAGAUAACACAGAAGAAUUAUCCACAGAUGAGACCAAUUUUGAAGACGAGGAACUUUUUCCAGUAACCACGCCACAAAGUAGAUUUAAUCAAGAUAACAGUCGCUUGGCUGCAGAACCCACAUAUUCAAAUAAGGAGAUUGACCACACUUACCAAAUCCCUGCUCCCCAAACUUACACAGACUUGAAUAUUGUGAGUACAACCAAUACUCAAAUUUUACAGUCAACCUCUGUCCCACAGGAAACAAAAGACUUUGUGGAAUCUUUCCAGGAAAAUUAUGUAAGUGAACAAGAUCCAAAAACAUCAAUGGCCACUAGUAUGCGCAGUAUGGAUAUACAACAAAACCACAUUGACACAUUGGAAAGAAAUACUGUUUUUAUUGUUUCAAGCACUUCAUUAGUUUCUGUAAGCACAACAGAGCCUGAAAGGUCAUCAAAGCAAACUACUCUUUCUACUACAGAUUCAACAUUAAAUGAAGAAGGAAUCCAAGACAUAUUUAAAGCAGACAGUAUUACACCAUCAUUUGCUGAUGUUAUUAUUACAGAAGCACCCAGUCCAUUUAGCAGAACAUCCACUACAGAAAAUAUAUCAAAGCAAAAGAAUGAACAAAAACAUCAUAGUACACAUGAAUCAAGAAACCCGAUAAAUGCAAUAAACACGCAUUUGUCUCCUGAAACUAUCAAAAACAUAGCAGCUAGUACUACAACAGAGACAACCCAGGUUAAUUCAGCCACACCACAUUCUCGUCAGAGACCAUAUUCAAGGAGGAGGCUUGGUAACAGAAGAAGAUACAGACCAAGACCAAGACCAGGCCAAAUAAUUCCACAUAGACCUACAAUUGCGAUGAAAACAGAAAUGUCUGUAACACAUGCAACUGAGAGAACAUCUUUACCAGUUGUAGCUCUUACUACUUCCCAAUCAUCAGUGAUGAUGCAGUCUACAAACGUCAAAUCAGAGGUCAGAGAAUCUGAAUUAGAAAGACAACUUCCAAAGACAUCAUAUAAUACUAAACCAACAACUACCUCUACUGUGUAUAUGUCACCAAAUCAGACAUCUACAAAUACUGUUGUUCAGAUAGUGAACACAGACUCUGAAGGUAGGCCUGGCGUCAUUUCUAAUAGCUUUAUCAGAAGUACAAAUCCUUCUGUUAACAAUGUGACAGUCAAAUCAAACUCUCCAGCUACACAGAGUUCCACAAGUAGUACAUUUGUUACACCUGUAGUUUCAAGAACUUUUGGGUCAACCAUCUCAGGAAGGGGACCUGAAAAAACUAUUAAAAUCCAAGUUGCUACAGAAGCUGUUCCUACAUCUACACCAUAUGUAGGAAGUUCAUUGGCAAUCAGUCCAACAGACUUUAUAAACUUUGGUGUUACCACAACAAAAGUUCUUGACCUAAUUACCACUACAACACCUAACCCGGGAACUAUUCAGAAUCCUAAGAGGUGGCUGCCAGAUAAGGAAAACCAGCAUAAAAACAUUCCAAAAUUAGUUUAUCCUGGUCAGACUACAAAUCACACUGUCACACCUGCAGAAGAUGAGCCUACCAAACAAAAAUAUACUAUAGGAGUGCUGCCAAUCCAACCUUCCUCCUCACCAGUUCCCAGCAGUACUAGCGAACAUUAUUCAAAAAUUACCACUGUACAGGUCGAUCAGACCCCUAAAUCCCAUACAAAACCAAAUACGUCUAAUGCACAUGUGAAAAAUAAAGAGAUACGAAAAACACAUGGAGGAGAAGGAUUCAAUAACAGCCUUCUAGUAACAGCUAAUAAACCCAGUAUAUUCACUAGCUCUAACCAAGAUUUUGUUCUUACGAAACAUGAUGUUAAAGUAACAACAAGACCUCCCAUUCCAUUUACCAGAUCCUGGCCUCAGAAUCAUAAAAUAAAUACAUCUUUCACCAGCAAACCAGAAAUAAUAGCAUUUGCAGGACAGGCCCCACCACCAAGGAGAAAUUACGCCUCCAUUACCAUGCCAACAACAAGACCAGCAACAACUUCAGCUUCUCCACCAUACCGACCACAUAUACCUUUCCUGAAUAGACAUUCAAACAGGAUACAAACUGGACCUAUAGCAGGCUCAAGAAACUUUGGAUCAAAUUACAUCCCUGACAGGCAAGGUACUGGUGUUAGACUGUCAAGCAUAAAUCAAAGGUACCCAUAUUAUCAGAAUGGAAAAAAUCCUUACAUGGUACAGAAACCAGACCUGUCCAAGACACCCACUAGGACCAAACCACCUGCUACUAUUGCCACAACACAAGCUGAAGAACCAAGUACAGUUACAGUCAGAGCAUCAGCAGUCUCAACACCUAGACCUGCUACUACUGCCACAACACAAUAUAAAGAACCAAGUACAGUUCCAGUCAGAUCAUCAACACUCUCAACACCUAGACCUGCUACUAGCGCUUCACUUUUAGCAGUAAGAACAACCACUACAACAGUGGCAAGUAGCACCAGAACCCCACCAAUAACAAGAACAACAUCACUCAUUACAACUACCACUCGCCCACACUGGAACGGUGUCUAUAAUCACAGGCUCCCAAUUGCCCCGUUCAUUCCAAAAGUAGAAACACCUAUUCAGAAUGGCUUAAACAUACCACAUCCUUCACCCAAUGUAAGAGUCUAUCGAGGAAGACCUAAAAUCACCACGAACAACCUGCAUACAGUGUCUGUUCAAGCUGAAAUGGAUGCUGUGCUCCCAUGCGAUACUGUGGGAGAACCCGAACCUUUCCUUACAUGGACUAAAGUAUCUACUGGAGCUGUGAUUGCAAUUAACAGAAAGAUCCAAAGAUUUGAAGUACUGAAAAAUGGGACUUUUGUGAUUCAAAAUGCUCAACUUCAGGACCGUGGACAGUACCUUUGCACUGUACAAAACCAAUACGGUGUGGAUAAAAUGAUAGUUACGUUAAUUGUUUUAGCUCAGCAGCCCAGAAUGCUUGUAUCCCGCUAUCAAGAUGUUACGGUUUAUCUUGGAGACACUGCAAACAUGGAGUGCAGGGCACAAGGACUGCCAACCCCUCAGAUAUCAUGGAUAUUACCAGACAGAACAAUCAUGCGUGCAGCCACCCAAACUGGCAGUCGAAUAAUGCUGUUUGAAAAUGGAACUUUAAGUGUCACAUCCACUAAUUUUCCAGACAGAGGAAUUUACAAAUGUAUAGCAAGUAACGCAGCUGGGGCCGACAGUCUAUCUGUCAGGCUUCAUGUUGCAGCAUUGCCUCCUAUGAUUCAGCAACAAAGGAGUGAGAACUUUACCCUUACGGAAGGACAGACUGUUUACAUUCACUGCACUGCCAAAGCUGCUCCUGUGCCUAACGUGCGAUGGAUCCUCUUCGAUGGAACACAGGUCCGACCGUCUCAGUUUGUGAAUGGCAACUUGUUUGUUUUCCCCAAUGGAACCCUGUACAUACGCAACUUAUCCCCAAAAGACAGUGGGAAUUAUGAAUGCAUGGCAAGCAACGCAGUAGGGGCUUCCAGAAGGACAGUAAGCGUGACGGUAAAGAAGAAAACGACCACUGCAAAAAUUACAGCAACAUCGCCUCAGAGAACAGAUGUCACUUAUGGUGGUGCACUGAGACUGGACUGCUCUGCUUCAGGUGAUCCAGGUCCAAGAAUAAUAUGGAGAGUUCCUUCAAAGAAACUUGUUGAUACACAAUACAGUUUUGAUCCCAGAAUAAAAGUGUAUAUUAAUGGAACGUUAGUGGUUCAGAUGGUUACUGAAAAAGAUGAAGGAGACUACUUGUGUGUUGCCAGAAACAAAAUGGGCGAUGAUUAUGUGCUACUGAAAGUAAAUGUGAUGAUGAAGCCUGCAAAGAUCGAAUACAAACAACAAACCAACAAGAAGGUGACGUACGGAGGAGAUUUGAAAGUUGACUGUAUAGCUUCAGGGCUGCCUGACCCUGACAUCACUUGGGGUCUUCCUGAUGGUACUAUGAUCAACAGUGUAAUGCAAUCAGAUGACAGUGGAAUACGCACCAAAAGAUAUGUGGUUUUCAACAAUGGCACCCUUUACUUCAAUGAAGUUGGAAUGAGAGAGGAAGGGAACUAUACCUGCUAUGCAGAAAACCGGAUGGGAAAAGAUGAAAUGAAGGUCCAUGUCAAGGUGGUGGCUGAUUCCCCAACAAUCAAAAAUAAAACAUACUCUGUUAUAAACGUGCCAUACGGAGAGCCUAUUUCAUUGAAAUGCAAUGCAAAAGGAGAACCUGCCCCCAGGAUAAUUUGGCUUUCUCCAACCAACCGAAUCAUCCCAACUUCAUCUGAUAAGUAUCAGGUACACAGUGAUGGUAUGCUUCUGAUACAGAAGGCCCAAAGGUUUGAUAAUGGAAACUACACUUGCCUUGCUAAAAACUCAGCAGGGGAGGAUAAAAAAGUAAUCAGAGUGGAUGUUCAGGUUGCUCCGCCAUCUAUUAAUGGCCAUAGAAAUGCAGUGAACACAGUCAAGCAAACAGCAAUCAAGGAGCAACGCAAACUAUUGGACUGUAAAGCUGAAGGGAUGCCGCUCCCCCGUGUAAUGUGGCUUUUGCCAGAAAAUGUUGUUCUUCCUGCACCGUACUAUGGAAGCAGGAUCACAGUGCAUCGUAAUGGAACCCUUGACAUUAAAUCCAUAAGAAAAACUGAUGCGGUGCAGUUAGUCUGCAUCGCACGCAAUGAAGGAGGGGAGGCCAGGCUUAUUAUAGACCUAGAUGUUACAGAAAACUUGGAGAAACCUGUACUUAAGAACCCACUAAAUGAGACUUUGACAUUAACUGUUGGUACCUCUGUAAGAAUGAAUUGCUCUGCAGAGGGUAGACCAACACCAGAAAUUGUCUGGAUCCUUCCUAAUGGAUCAAAGCUUACUAGUGGCAGUCAGUUAUACCGAGUGUACCACGGACAGGAUGGUACCUUGCACAUCAGCAGUCCCUCUGUCACAGAAGCAGGCACUUAUCACUGCUUGGCAAAGAAUGAAGUAGGGCAGACAGAAAGAACGGUCUCAUUAGAAAUUGGUAAAAAAACUGAGAUUAAUAACCCAUACACUGGUUUGGUAAGCAUCAUUAACGGGGAAAACCUACUGCUCCACUGUAGUGCUGGUGGAAAUCCUCCACCUAAACUUUUCUGGACAUUACCCAACGGGAUGAUUCUUAGCCGUCCUCAAACAGUGGGCCGCUAUGCAGUUCUGCAAAAUGGAUCUCUUACUGUUCAACAAGCAUCCGUCUAUGACAGAGGGACCUAUUCUUGCAAGUCAGUCAAUGAAUAUGGAACCUCUCUCAUGAGUGUUCCAGUGAUAGUCAUAGCGUACCCACCGCGGAUUACAAAUGGGCCAGCGCCUGUGACGUAUGCCAGACCCGGACCUGCAAUCCAGUUAAACUGCAUGGCCAUAGGAAUUCCUAAGGCAGAUAUAACAUGGGAGCUGCCAGACAAAACACGUCUAACAGUGACAUCUCAUGCACGGCUUUUCGGCAACAAGUACCUUCACCCUCAAGGUUCACUAAUUAUCCAGAAGCCAUCCCAGAUGGACACAGGUUUUUACAAAUGCACUGCUAAAAAUCUAAUAGGAAGUGAUUCAAAAGCAACAUAUGUUCAUGUAUUUUAAUUUUUCAGUGAUUUUUUUUUUUUUAUGUAUGCCCAAGGAACUGCCCAAGUCAAGUGCAAAAAAUACUGUUAAUAAAGAUAUGACUACAGACUAAUUGGUUUGGUUGAAAGUGGAUAGUACAACAUGUACCAUGCUUAUGACAAUAGUACUGUAAAGUAUGUAAGUUAAAAACAUACACACACAAAGGCAUCAGUGAAGGGUACUCUCUCUGUAAAAAAAACAUGCAAUAUAAGUAUUUGAAUAUAAGUGUAAAGACCACAUUCAAAUAUAAAUGUAUAUGUCAUCAAUAUUUAAUGUCAUUAAGCCACAAAAUGUUUCAAAUAGAUAUUUGAAUCAACACAAAAAGGGGCUAAACCAUUUGCUUAUAAAACAAUGGACUUCCAUUCAUAAUAUAGAUAUUAUAAUGAUGUGUUUACUAACCCUAAUCUUACUAAAAUACUGGCAAUGGUGAUCAUGUGUCAGUUUUUUUAAAAUGGUAACCAUAGGUUUUUUUUUUUUUUGUGCAUUACAAGAGGUGAUAAUUAGGAACGUUAUACAAACACAACACAGACUCUGUAUAGGAUUUUUCUUUUGCUUUUAAAUAGCCACAUUUGAUGUUCUGGUUUUCUGUUUUUUAUUUUUUUUUAAAUUAUUUGUCUUUAAAAGACUUUAAUGUAUAGCUAUGUUUAUAAGGGUAAAAUACGAUAUUGUAAUAAAGAAUAUCUCCAAGUAGCUUGGUGAUAUCUGAGCUUUUGCUAUAUUUUCAUUUAUUAUUUCUAGAAUAAUACGAUUUUUUUAAAAUAAAUAAAAACAAUUUACUUAAAAUAUGUUUUUUUUUUCUUUUUAAAGCAGAAGGUGUCAUUUCAGUUGUUUAAAUUAACUUCUUCUGGCAGUGGUUUUUGUAUUAAAUUAUUAGGAAUGUUAAAACUUAGCUGCCAAGUACCGAAUCAAACAAAAAAUUUGAAACAGAUGGUAAUUUGAUAUUAAAUUUACAAUGCAGAUGCAAAGAAGUAACUCAGUACAGAUUAGCAAUGCUACUGUUACAGAGUACGUUGCUUCAAAUGUAAUUUUAAUUAUUUUUUAUAUGUCCCAAUACUAUACCCUUCACAAAAAGAAAUACAUAGCAGAUAUUUUUUCUUCAGUCUCUUAAAAUUUGCAACAAAACUUGAUCAAAAGAAUUGUAUUUUAUUUAAACACGUUUUGCUGACAGUGUCUGUAACAGGGCAAGAUCUGUGCUGGCUAUCUGAUGUAUGCAUGAUCCUGUCGCAGAGGGGUCGGGAGCUCUGUAGGAUCCACCUGUCAAUCAUGGCGAUGACACAGAGAGGUUGGGUAAGGGUGUGUUCUCUCCCUUUCUCUGAGUGGUCGGGAGGCAGGCCUUGGGGGCUGCCUGACCUAUAAAAACUGUGCUUUGUUAUUCCUCAGCCCCGCCCAUCUAGGAAGAACAACAGUGACAACCCUGGUUGUGAAAGACUGGAGAAACCAAAAAGAGACCAAGGCAAACAAGGCAGAGGAAGACAGCCAAACCGGAGAAGAAAAAAAAGAAUAACUAUAUUUACGUACCUGAAUCAGACACGUGUAUUUAGCAGGGAAACCCUGGGCAACCCCAUAAAGUAUAGCAGGGGAAUAGCAAAGCGCAGGCUGAAGACUCGAGCCGUGCGGGUAGCGACAGUGGGGGAACGCUGCAAGAGCAGCACCUUUUAUUAAUAGUUUUGUUAUUGUGUUUUAUUUAACGUUUUACUUUCGCCCUUUUGUUUGUAAUAUUAUUUUGAGCACCUGUGUGUGCACCACGAGUGAAUGGCCAACCUUUUACCAUUGCUGGUAUUGGGUUGUGCUCUGAAGAUAGUGAUACAGUGCCACCUUGUGGCGGAAAUAAAUCUGUGCGCCAAGCGGCGUCCUCAACUAAA
Acipenser ruthenus (sterlet) is the source of this 10286-nucleotide messenger RNA. RefSeq names its product matrix-remodelling associated 5a (gene mxra5a). Lineage: Eukaryota; Metazoa; Chordata; Actinopteri; Acipenseriformes; Acipenseridae. The record is from RefSeq and is a predicted model, not a curated record. The coding region runs from base 358 to 8403 and encodes 2681 amino acids. Gene Ontology annotation, molecular function: protein binding. Gene Ontology annotation, cellular component: extracellular region. The transcript has 7 exons.